Messenger RNA from Prorocentrum cordatum, 1631 nucleotides. NCBI's taxonomy places the organism in Eukaryota, Dinophyceae, Prorocentrales, Prorocentraceae. The record is from the annotation of a GenBank genome assembly.
UGCUUGGGGCAAGUGCCCACAGACACAUUUCGAUUCCAGCCCGGCGACCGCACAGUCUGUCUCUUUCUCUUUUGCCAUGGUGAAGAAGAAGAAGAAGUCACGGGCUAUCCAAGAGUCGAGUGUCGAGCCGAGGAGGUCAGUGUCUAAGUCAUCGAGGAAGCCAUGUCGUUCGAAGAGAGAUGUGUCAGAGUCGCCUUGGCGAAGAGCUAUGUCGAGCGAUUAUGAUGAGAGUAGAAGAUCGUACAGUCUGAGAAGGAGUCUGACCCCCAUCGGCGGUGACCCGACGCCUAUCAUGGGUGUUUCUGCCAGCUGCACUCGCUCUCGAUGUGAACGUGGUGAGAGCGGUGAAAGUAUGGUCAUGGCAGUCUUCUCAAAGAUAUGCAGGGGAUGUUGACAACUGUGCAUGGCGGCACCGUCACGACAUUGGACAGCCAACGCGAGAAGAUCCAAACGAAGCUGAGCACACGUGAGGAGAGCAGCAUCGCACUCACAACCAAGUCUGCAGCGCAGCAGUCUAGCAUGGCUACGCAGCAGACACAGAUAGACAGCCUCAUCACGACGGUCAGUUACUUCCAGACCCACAGCGGGACGAAUACAAGCGGCAACAGCCAUCAUGGCGGUGGAGAUGCAGGAUACAGCAUGGAGGUCGAGAGCGGUCGUGCUCAUCGCGGCGGUGGUAGUGUGCACCACGGGCGUGGAGCCAAGGAUUGAGGCGGUGGACAUAGACGGCAGGCUCCAACAAAUGCCUGUGUGAUAUUCAUAGACACGGUCCCCAGGCCCUUGCUGAAGAAAGCGCACGGGCAGCACUACACGGAAACCAUGUGCAUCAAGUACAGGCACUUCUUGGGGGGGGGGUCCCUUCGUCCACGGCAUCGCCCAGAGCUGCGAAGUCACGUUCCCGACGGCGGUCGCGGCCAAGACCCUCCAGCAGAGGUGCAACGAGGAUUGGGGUCAUGAGUUCACCGACGGCAGGACUCACAAAACGUCCACCAUAGAUGCCGCAUCGUUCUGCCCGUAGACGUAAGGAUGCGCCAGCGCGCGUUCAACGUUUUGUUAGAGCCGUUUCCUUGCCGCAGUGAAGCAGUCUCCACGCUGGGGUCCCACAUGCUGCCUUGGGGUCAACGGCUUCAAGGGGGUGCUGCUCAUCCGUUCGGAUGAGGACGUGUUGGGGAUGGUCCAGACCGUCGGCGAGAACAGCUGAGUUGAGGAGCUCCAGCCGAUGAUCGAGGAGUGUUCGGAGUGGGGCAUCAGUACUGAGAAAACCCUAGCCAUCACUCAGGCAGCCCAGCAGGCGGUUGGUUUGGAUGCACCACCGCAGCAUUUCUGUCCAAUGCGUCCUUAAGAAACGGUGGUGUCGCCUCCAACGGCUCCUACGCUUCUACGCCACGCUUCUGCCGUGCGUGGAUUGCUGCCGUUAGCUGCAUGCGGCCGCAGGGCCGCAUUCGCCAAGCCUCCAUGUCCGAACUCGAACCGCGCUGUCGCUUCCCACCAAGCAGCAAGAGUGCCUCCUGCUCCUGCCACAUCCGAGUUACAUUGAGAAGCCACGGCAGAAGCCACGGCAGACACGCCGAAGAUACGCCAUGCCCGCAGUGAUAACAUAAGCCAUGACUUCUGUCGCGCGCAGUGAGGAG